Messenger RNA from Lytechinus pictus (painted urchin), 5938 nucleotides. RefSeq lists its product as uncharacterized. Bases 17 to 3958 code for a protein of 1313 amino acids. The transcript has 15 exons. The record is from RefSeq and is a predicted model, not a curated record. NCBI's taxonomy places the organism in Eukaryota, Metazoa, Echinodermata, Echinoidea, Temnopleuroida, Toxopneustidae.
CUUGGAGAGAAGAGGAAUGGAAUCAUUUCAAGUACUCUUUCUGGCUCCCAUUCGGCUUUUCCUUGCUGUUGUUCUGGUGAUUAUCGAGAAAGAUGAUGUUGUCGUAUUCAGGAGGGUGAUUAAGAUUCUGAAGCUCAUCAACAAGAAAAUGAAAGGCAGUGAAAGUAAGCAUCUCAAAGUAUCACAUUCGUCCAAGAUCAUCAGAGAGUUAAAACGACGGAUUGUUCUGGACAAGAUGGGUCGAAAAGAGACCACAGAAGAUGCCUACAGUUUGAUUGACAAGUACUUCCCCUAUAUUAGGAUACAUCCUAACAAGCAGACCCUGAAAGAGAGGAGAGACGGUGUUGAUCGAUUUCAAACUCAAGAAGUCAGAGAGCAGCUUCUUUCCAUCGUGUGUAGGAAUGAAUACAGACACCACGAAGUACCAUCUGCAGAAAAGAAGUUCCUCGUUCAACUAGUGAAGAACUAUGUCAGAGAGGUCAAUGAUGAUCUUGCGCCAACCAAAAUUGAGCAGGUUAAGAUGUGUCAAAAUGUGUCUUUUUGGGGCUAUGAUAAUUUUUCCAUGACCAUGCUGUUGUCUUCACACAAUGGUCGUUUUCAUUGUGAUGUACAUGAUUUCUUCAAUAAUGGAAAUUCGGAAAGAAAGGGCAUUUACAAGAGACUUGUCUCACUCUGCAUGGCUGGUCCUCCUAGCGAAAAAGAUCUGUAUAGCCUUCUCCGGGAAAUCUGGAAUGAAGAUGGUCCAAAGCGUGGGAGAACAAGAAGAAGAAAACUGCGAGGGGAUGAGGAGGUUGAAGAGUUGGACAAUGUUGGGGAGAAUUUGGAUGGAAGAAGAGAAGAGGAGGCAGAAGAUUUACAACAAGGAGCUGUGUUUUAUCAGGGAGAUAUUAGUACACCAACCUGUUCAGAGAAUGGGGUGAGGAGUCGACAGAUUGCGGAUAGUCUGUAUUUAAAAAUCAUGAAAGAGGUUAUGGAAUCCGAUAAUGAAGCUGGAAAUGAGGAAACUAGAAGGAGCAGGGUUUUUGGCCGGAGUGACUUAAGCAACAGAAGCAAAGAUCUUGAUCAGAGCAUGGAACAGUCAUAUUGUGUUACACAGGAUCGUGACCGUGACUUCAUAGAAUCAGCUUACCCGAGCAGAUCUGGGAUUAGAUCGAGGCGACAGUCACCUCAUGCUAGGAGUGAUGUACCUCAACCUAGGACGUCAACACUGGGUGCGGACAGUCACCGUUAUCAAACAAGGAAGCUGUCACCUGGUGGUGAAAGAGAUUAUAAUCAAUCAAGGACCCCAUCACCUGGUGUCUUCAAUGAUCGUCAUCAACCUAGGAGACAUUCACCCAGAGAUCUUAAUAGAUCUAGAGGACAGUCGCCUGAUGGUCAUAGCAGAGCUCUUAAUCAAUCUGGAACACCAUCGCCCAAAGCUGGCAACCAUCUUGGUGUAUCAAGGACAUCAUUACUUGAUGAUGGUAGUCAUUGUAAUCAUGCUAGGAAGCAGUCACCAGAUGCUAACAAUCAUUGUACUCAAUCUAAUAGACAUUCAAUUUAUGAGAGCAGGGUCUUUAAUGAGUCUAGUAACCAGGCUCCUGUGAUUAGCAUAAAUCUUAAGUCUAGAAGACAGUCACCGAAGAGGCAGGCCCCAGACAAUGUCAGAAAUCUUAAGUCUAGCAGACAGUCACCAAGGAGACAGGCCCCUGAUGAUAUCAGAGAUCUUAUAAUGACCCCUGAUAUCAGAGAGCUUGGUCAUUCUAGGAGACAGUCUCCAAGGAGGCAGGCCCCAGAUGGUAUCGUAUCUCUUAAUGAGUCUAGCAGACAGUCACCAAGGAGACAGGCCCCUGAUGAUAUCAGAGAUCUUAUAAUGACCCCAGAUAUCAGAGAUCUUGGUCAUUCUAGGAGACAGUCUCCAAGGAGGCAGGCCCCCGAUGGUAUCGUAUCUCUUAAUGAGUCUAGCAGACAGUCACCAAGGAGACAGGCCCUAAAUAAUAUCAGAGAUCUUCAACUGGCCCCAAAUGAUAUCAGAGAUGGAAAAGAUUCUAGGAAACAGUCACCUGGGAUACAGUUCCCUGAUGAUAUCAGAGACAUUAAGACUAGGAGACGAUCCCCAAGAAGGCAAGCCCCUAAUGAUAUCAGAGAUCUUAAUGAGUCAAGAAGACACUCACCUAGAAGACAAGCCCCUGAUGAUAUCACAUCUCUUAACAAGUCCAGGAGGCAGUCACUAAACAGGCAGACCCCUUAUGAUAUCAGACGUCUGAAGUCAAGAAGACAGUCACCGAGAAGGCAAGCCCCUGAUGAUAUCAUAAAUCUUGAUGAUUAUGGGGGACAGUCACCAAGGAGGCAGGCCCCUGAAGAUAUAUCUCUUAACGAGUCUACAUGUAGGCGAGAGUCACCAAAGAGGCAGGCCCCUAAUGAUAUCAGAGAUCUUAAUGAGUCAAGAAGACACUCACCUAGAAGACAAGCCCCUGAUGAUAUCACAUCUCUUAACAAGUCCAGGAGGCAGUCACUAAAGAGGCAGACCCCUGAUAAUAUCAGACGUCUGAAGUCAAGAAGACAGUCACCAAAGAGGCAGGCCCCUGAUGAUAUCAGUCAUCUUAAGUCAAGAAGACAGUCACCGCGAAGGCAAGCCCCUGAUGAUAUCAUAAAUCUUGAUGAGUCUAAGAGUCAGUCCCCUAGAAGUCAAGCCCCUAAUGAUUUAAGAGAUUUUAAUGAAUCUAGAAGACAGUCACUGAGGAAGCAGCCCCGCAAUGAUAUCAGUCAAGAUAAUCAUGAAGGACCUGAUGAAGAUAUUGAGGAGCCAAUGGACACUGAUUCUGAUGACUUUAUUCUGGUUCAAGGGGCAGCUUGUAAGCAGGAACAGGAAUCUUCGGAAAUGACCUUGUGUAGGCCAAGAAGGUGUUCUGUAAUCCUAAAAGACUGCAAAGAUUUAUGCAGUGAGAAAUUGGGAGAGUGGAAUGUAGCGGAAUCACUGAAGGUCACUAAAGGGCAUUCACCAUCGAAUGAUCUCCCAUCCAGACAGUUACGUUUACCACCUUGUUCUAUUAUGAAGGAAUUCCACACAAAGGGACAAGGUAAAGGAGAACUGUCAGAAGUAAGACAGAGAUCUUCACCACCAAGGACUGAAAUGAGCCACACUUCUUUCAUGGCUAUGCUUGGCUUGACCCCAACAUCGAAGGUCAAGGUGUCAGACACAGCAGUUAUCAAUGAAGUGAAACAAAGAUCUCAACCAAUUACCAACACUGACUCGCCUUUGGGAACUCUUCGUCUGCGUCGAUGUUCGGUUGUCAUGGUAAAGCUUGAGGUUAUGGAAAGAGAAGAAGCUGAAAACCAAACUCCUGUCCCUCCUACCAUCUCAUACUCAGACCAAGAAGAAGAAGACCAGAACAUUCCUUUUAUUCAAGAUCAUGAUAGGGUAAUGGAAGAAGAAGCUGCAGCCUUUCCUUUCAUCAUUGACCCAGGACAAGAAAUUGGAGACCAGAGCUCGUCUUCUUUUGAAGAUCAUAAUGGAUUUAUAAAAGAAGCGCCUGUCUCUCCUUACAUCAUCGACUCGGAUCAAGAAGAAGGAAACCAGAGCACUUCUUUUCUUCUAGAUCAUAAUGGGAUGAUGGAAGGAGCUCCUAUCUCUUGUUCCGUCGCUGACUCAGGCCAGGAAGUCGAGGACCAGGCCACUCCUUUUCUUCAACAUGAUAAUGGGGGAACCGUCGAGCAAGCAGUCAAGGACCUGAAAAGACAUUCUCCACAGAUGAACAGGUUGGACUUGUCAAGAUGUGCCCGCCUACGUGAGUGUUCUGUUCGUCUUAGAAAGUAUAAAAAGUCAGCUGCAACCCAUAUCAGGAGACUCAUCCUCAGAAGAGUAAGCGGACCUUCCAUUUUCAAAAUAAAGAACUAUGUGAGAAUGAGCAUACACAUCCCAAACUGUGGAAGAGUGAGACUGAGACAAAGAUUACCAGCAUCUGGUCUUUACAUGUGAAAAAGAAAAUAUUCCAUGGACAUUUGAUGCAAGAGAAUCUCCAACAACUGCUUUAGAUGACAAGUGAUGAAGUAUUGCCUCAUGCGAUCAACAUGCAUAGUAUCCAACCGAAGCGAAUACUAAAUUCAGUGUUUCCCAUAGGUGUCUGACAGGGUCUACCCCGUACCCAGUUCCAGAAGGCUGAAACUUAGUAUGGUGUUAAUUAUUCAUCAACACAUCUAUGUCUGUUUUUGUGCAAGAAUAAGAAAGCAUUUGAAAAGUAAUAUUUACUGCUUGAAAUUUCAUUUUGAAAUAGUUGUUCAAACGUGAUUGGCAUGGUAGGGAUUGAUUACAAUAUUCAGAGCCAAAACUAUGUGAGGAAAUCAAAUUGCAUCCCUCUUGAAAUAUUUUACCAUCAUAUGUCAAACACAGUAUCAAUUCAUGGUGCUAUGUAAACUUAUUUUAAAAGAGUUGUUUUCAAAUGCCAAGGAUGGUACAGCCUUUCCUUGAUUUCUGGUGCUACUUAUUUCAAGUACUCUUUUUUUUAUAAUCAGAGGUUUAGUUCUUCAUUUUGUAGUCAUAUUGAAAUAUAGCUGUCUUGUAUGUUUAUCUAUGUGUAUGUUUGCGAAACUUAUAUAUUAGCCCAAUGAAGCCAGCGCACAUGCUUUGCUUUUCUACUAGUUUAAAAAUCCUUGCAUUUCAUUACAUAGAAUUGGAUAUUGAAUCAGUCAAUUCACUGUCAAGCUAAGUGAACUUCAGUGGGUAUUUCACAAAUAUUUAAGUCUUGAGACAAUGCGUUAAAUGUCGUGCGCACGUUAGCAUUAAGCAUGUAUUGUAGGCAUACUUAAAUCUUAUAUGAAUUUAAUGCAGAUAUUCACAAACUUAGAAGUAUUUAGAAUCUAAAAUGGUCAUUAAAAGUUGUCUCUCGGUUGCUUCGUCAAUGGAAGUGUCCUCUUCCAAAUGGUAAUAGAUCCACUUUUGAUGAAAAUUUAACCAUUAAAGCUAAAACUAGCAUUUUGUUUUGGAAUUGUUUUUUAAUGAAUUUUCAAUCUCAAUCUCUAGUUAAUCUCAAUCUCAAGAACAACUGAAAGUUAUACUUUCCAGCAUUAUUUUUUUCCAUGGACAUUUGUAAAGUAAGCUUCAUUCAAACAUGGUGAGAUAAAGCUCAUCAAUGUUUGGUGUUCUAAUUCAAUGUGAUAUGAGGCAUUGAUUCUAAAAGGCUCUUGCCUGAUCAUUUUAUUGCGAAAAAAAAAGUUAGCACAAAAUAAAAAAACUUUGUCCCAAGUUACACAGGUUGAGCUGAUAUCAUAAAACAUAUUCAUGACAUCAUAAUGAGGUCACAUAAUAUGGUUCUUGGCAUGCAACUUUGACAAUUUGUUUUAGCAUGUUUGAACACUGACAACUGAGCUUUGUCUCAUAGGCAUAAAUGUGUUUCUCAAGUGUCAGAGAAAUCUGUUUUGCAGGAUAUUUAUUCAAUUUUAAGUAUAAGAUAAAGAUAAGAUAAGAUAAGAUAUUUAUUCGUCUUUCUUUCUGCACAUACAUUUUAUCUUACAAGUAUGAUUUCACAUUCUACAAAUGAAAAAAAAUCAAUUAACCAUAAAUCAUUGUUACAGUAGAAAAAAAGAAACAUAGCAAAUAACUAAACGUAUUGAGAGAAAGACAAGGAGAACCCCUGAAAAAGCAAGGCUUGUAAGGCUAGGGUCUCCUUUGUUUCAAGUACAUGACUGAAUAGUAUUCAGUGUUGACAUGUAAUAUCUUUAAAAAAUACAUAAGAAACAAAAAAAAAAUGCAACAAUAAAACAAAAAAGACAAACUAAAACUAAUCAAUGACAAAAAACACACACUAAUAGAAUACAUUGCUUGAAUGUACAGUUAUGAAGUCUAAUAAACUAACAACAAUAUGAUAUAAUUAAGUGAUAUAUGAUGGAAGAGGAAAUAAGUAUGGAUAACAUGGCAUGAAAAAAAGAGGACGAUCGUAUGUAUAAAUAAUAAUAGUAAAGU